UGUGUUCCUUCCCCUCGCCGAGCUCUCUCAUUCUCAUCUUCCGCUCUGACUCUCUCAUAUGCUUCUUGAAGGACAAAAAAGACCUGUCCUCUCCUCUCAUUCUUCUUUUCCUGUUUUCUCACUCUACUCUACUGUCUUAUCGUUUCGUUUUUUGCAUACCUUUUUCUUCCUCCCCCCCGUGCCAGGGGUAUUAGUGGGGGCACCGGCGGGUGUGCUUGAGUGAGAGUGUGUGUUUGUGUGUGUGCCGUAGGGGCUCAGCAUGGAAGCUGUGGCACUGUAUACGUUUCGUGCCACGGAGGGCGAUGAACUCAGUUUCAACAAAGGAGACAUGCUGAAGAUUACCAACAUGGAAGACGAUCCUAACUGGUACACCGCUGAACUCCACAACAGGAAAGGUUUCGUACCAAAAAACUACAUCAACCUGCGGCCACAUGCCUGGUUCGCCGGUCGCAUAUCUCGUGGUGUGGCAGAAAGUCGUCUCAGACACCGAGAGUGUGGAGCCUUUCUGGUCAGAGAGAGUGAGAGUGCUCCUGGGGAGUUUUCCAUAUCCGUCAGUUACGGCGACCAUGUUCAGCAUUUCAAGGUACUCCAGGAUCGCUGCGGUCAGUACUACGUCUGGGACGAAGGCUUCUCCUCCCUGAAUGAGCUGGUGGAGUUCUACCAUAGCAACAGCAUUGCUAAGGAGAGGACGGUCUUUCUGAGAGACCCAGAGCACUUCGCCAGACGGCCCCAUCAUGCCCAUGCUCUCUUUGACUUCACCCCCCACCACCCGUCCCAGCUGCGUUUCCUGCGUGGGGAUGUCAUCGAACUCAUUGACUGCUCGGAUUCCCUACGCUGGAGGGGCCGUUGCCAUGGAAAUGUGGGCUACUUCUCCCCGGAGUACGUGCAGCCCUUUCACCACGGCCAGUGACCUCACAUGCCGAGCGAACACGCGGCCGUUCCUGCAGGUGCACCGUCCUGACCACACCUACUGUACCCAACAACCCAACAACGACAACCAACUCCGGUCCUCUUGCUCUGUAUUUUCACUUUUGGAGCAAACGAGUGAUGAAGCUGCAGCCGAAACGGACUCCUUCAAGUCAAACCCCAACCAAGUGAGCUGUGACAGCCUCACCCAUCCGACCGUUCGACUCCACUUCUCUGUAAAAGUGAAUAAUUCAGACGUGGACCUACACACUGUGGAAGACACACCUACGUAGACUAACAUUUACACAUCAUUUAUUGCAGCUCAUCAGUGCUCGUUCAGGCUCACUUACAAGUAACACAUAUGAACAUUGAUUUGAUGGAAAAAAGGGGAGACGGUGUGAUCCGUGGGAGCUCGUGACUGAGGGACACAGCAGGGAGCUGCAGAUGUGCUCCAGUAUUAUACACCAGGAGAUCCUGGAGCUGACAAGUGAGACACAGGAAGUCAUUGUGUUGUGAAUAUCCGGGGUGGACGGCGAGGACACUGACCCAGCAGGUCCCUCUGACAGCGAGCCGACCGGUCCGAGGCCAUGUGAAGCGGUUUUGCUCGUAAUCUGCAGUCGUGUACAUUGUUAAACCUUAGACUGCACAAAGCUGGGCUUGCCGAAGACGCUGAGGGUGUUACUGUCCCGCUGUGACCGGAGACUCGAACCUCUCAGCUCACACACUGCUUUGUUUUAAAAUACACUGCUUAAAAUAUGAAACGGAUCAGUUGUUUGUUGUAUUUAUUCUUAUUCGUGUGUAAUCUUGAAAUAUAUUGCAAAUAGAAUUGCUCAUGGUAGAAAGGUUUCAUGUCCGCUACAACGGCUGAUAAAGGAAACUAGGUGUUUGUGUGAUUUACAGUGAGAACGUACACGUACGUCUUCCAUUACCUGUAAUGAUAAAUCAUUUUAAUAAAGUCAUACGUACUCUUCUUUG
Cololabis saira (Pacific saury) is the source of this 1881-nucleotide messenger RNA. It is a transcript of the gene grapa, whose product is annotated as GRB2 related adaptor protein a. The transcript has 5 exons. The record is from RefSeq and is a predicted model, not a curated record. NCBI's taxonomy places the organism in Eukaryota, Metazoa, Chordata, Actinopteri, Beloniformes, Belonidae. Gene Ontology annotation, molecular function: protein binding. The coding region runs from base 260 to 910 and encodes 216 amino acids.